AUGCAAACUUGCACCGGCAAACAAAUGGAGUACUACUGUUUCCUCCUGCUCUGGAUCUGCAGCCAGAAUAUAGGCUUUCAUGACUGCUUCAAUAUCGACACAAAGAACCACCGGAUCAUCAAGGGCCCGAAAAAAGCCCAGUUCGGAUACACUGUUCAGCAACACGUCGCUGGAGGAGAAACGUGGUUAUUAGUGGGAGCUCCGUAUGAAAUGAACGGCCCCUACCAGACAGGGGAUAUUUAUAAAUGUUCACUGAGCCGACGAACUAAUGGCAACGGCUGUUCCAAGCUCAACUUAGGAAGGAUAUCUCUGACCAACGUAUCAGAACGGAAGGACAAGAUGCGGUUGGGAAUGACGCUCACAUCGAACCCCAAAGACAACAGCUUUGUGGCCUGUGGGCCGCUAUGGUCCUACGAGUGCGGCAGCUCUUACUACAGCACUGGCAUAUGCUCCAGAGUCAACGCCAGCUUUAAGUUCUCCAGGACCAUCGCGCCUGCCUUUCAGAGAUGUGAGACCUAUAUGGACAUAGUGAUCGUUCUGGAUGGCUCAAACUCCAUCUACCCCUGGUAUGAAGUGCAGGCUUUUCUCAUCAACAUUCUUCAGAAGUUCUAUAUUGGACCAGGUCAAAUACAGGUCGGAGUUGUUCAGUAUGGCGAGAAGGUGGUGCACGAAUUCAAACUCAGCGACUACAAAUCGGUGGAGGAAGUGGUGAAAAGAGCGCGCAGCAUCAACCAACGAGGUGGGGAGGAGACCAACACGGCUCUGGGCAUCAACGUCGCGCGCUCACAAGCUUUCAAACAAGGAGGUCGACGCGGCGCCAAGAAGGUGAUGAUCGUGAUAACGGACGGAGAGUCACAUGACUCCCCUGAUCUCCAGCAGGCCAUCGAUGACAGUGAGAAGGAUGGCAUCACCCGUUAUGCCAUCGCUGUACUUGGCUACUACAACCGGCGUGGAAUCAACCCUGAGGCCUUCCUCAGUGAGAUCAAGCACAUCGCCAGCGACCCGGAUGACAAGCACUUCUUCAAUGUGACGGACGAGUCGGCGCUGAAGGACAUUGUGGACGCACUUGGAGAACGCAUCUUCAGUUUGGAAGGAACCAGUAAGAAUGGGACAGCGUUUGGCCUCCAGAUGUCUCAGGCUGGAUUUUCUGCACACAACGUCGAGGACGGGAUUCUGGUCGGUGCAGUCGGCGCCUACGAUUGGAACGGAGCCGUGCUGAAGGAAACCCGACAGGGGAAGGUGGUCCCUCCCAAGUCCUCCUACACACAGGAGUUCCCCGAGGAGCUCAAAAACCACGGCGCCUACUUGGGUUAUACCGUGACGUCUGUGGUGUCGGCCAAACACGGCCGUCUCCUCGUAGCGGGAGCUCCGCGAUUCAACCACACGGGCAAAGUCAUCAUCUUCACUCUGAAGAACUCGGGCAACCUCACCAUCCUGCACUCUCUCAAAGGCCAGCAGAUCGGCUCCUACUACGGCAGCGAGAUUGCGCCUCUGGAUAUCGAUGGCGACGGCAUAACCGACAACCUUCUGGUGGCAGCGCCCAUGUUCUUCAGUGGUGGCAUGGAGAAGGGGAAGGUCUAUAUCUACAGAUUGACAGAGCUGAAUCGCUUCAUCCUCGAGGGGUCGUUGGAAAUACACAACGGUGGCCAGAACGCUCGCUUUGGCUCAUCGCUCGCUCCCGUGCCAGAUCUGAACGGCGAUGGCUUCAAUGACCUGGUGGUGGGAGCCCCGCUGGAAGACGACCACAAGGGAGCCAUUUAUGUUUUCUUCAGCCAGCACAACAGAAUACUACGUAAAUACAAACAGAGGAUAGCAGCAGCAGAUCUGGCUCCCGGCCUGCUGUACUUCGGCCGCAGUAUUCAUGGCACAAUGGACAUGAACAACGAUGGUUUAGUGGACCUGGCAGUCGGAUCCCUCGGUGCUGCUAUUCUCCUUUGGUCACGGAGCGUCGUCCGGAUAUACACCACCGUCCGGUUUGAGCCCAGUAAGAUCAACAUCUUUGUGAAGGACUGUCAGAGAGGUGGCAAAGACGUGACCUGCAUGUCGGCCAUUGUCUGUUUCAACAUCACUGGCAGGACCGCCGUUCCUCCCACACAGGAAAUUGGGAUCAAAUAUAAUGUCUCUAUCGUGGAGAGACGUUUCAAUCCUCGGGCCGUACUGGACAACCCACACAAGCUGCAGCCUCAAAACCUGACCAUCUUCCCCGGGGAAGAGACCUGCGAACACAUCUACUUCCACGUCAUGGAGACCACAGACUACGCACGGCCCAUCGUGUUUUCUGCACAAGUGGGGCUCCAAGAUCCAUCCCAAGGACCCGUCCUAGACGACAGCUGGCCGACUGUGGUGAGGACUGAGCUGCCCUUCUGGAACGGCUGCGACGAGGACGAUCGCUGCAUCCCGGACCUGGCUCUGCAGAGCAUGACCGACCUGAUGACUCGAAGUCACUUCUGUGCGCAGCCGGUGCAGUCUCGUGGGGCUUUCUGCCACCACGCCAGUGAAGGGGGGAGCGACGGGUCUCUGCGGGUUCUGGAGGGCAACAGGAGGAGGAUGGUGGUGGACGUCCAACUGGAGAACAAAGGAGAGAACGCCUACAACGCUCGCCUGAAUAUCACCUACACACCCAAUUUACACUUCUCCAGCCUCAUCGUCAAGGACAACUCUGAUAUCAAAAUUGAGUGUUUCGUUGAGGACAGACUGAGGAAUGAGAAGAUGUGCAACGUCAGUGCUCCGUUCAUGAGGGCCAAAAUGCAGGUAUCAUUUCGUCUGGAGUUUGAGUUCAGCCGUACGGUCUUCCUCGAGCACGUCAGGGUUCUCCUGGAGGCCAGAAGCGAUGGCGAGGAGAUGAGCACAGCUGAUAAUUUCAACGACAUCUAUUAUUCACUGAAAUACGAGGGAGACCUUCUCUUCACCAGGGAUUCAAAUCCGACCCGAUACGAUAUCAAAUCGGAGCUGUCACUGGAGGAGCCCGGAGUCAUCGGUCCUCCUUUCAACUUCACUUUCCAGAUCCAGAACCUCGGCUACUUUCCCGUCAAGGAUCUGCAGCUGAACAUUGAUAUCCCUGAAAUGACGAAGAAUGGGAACCAACUCCUGCAGAUAUCUGACUUAUAUAUUGACCAGAGGGAAGGAUCACGCUGUUUACCACCUCAGCACGUGGCGCAGAGCAGGGCGUCACCCGAGGACCUUUCCCGCUUCUCCCGCUUGAACCGGUCCAACACUCUCACUCUGCCCAUCCGAUGCACCGUCAACGUGGCCUCCUACAGAGAAACUGCAGUUCGAAUCUCAGGAGCGCUCCGAAUAGACACCUUACAUGCACUGAAGUUUAAAAUCCUGGAACUGGGAACCAGUGCAUCCGUAGAGCUUCCCUCCUCCAGUCCCAUGUUUUUACACGAAGAGAGGCCUGUCAGACAUAUAAUAUUGGAGAUCAGGAAAGAGGGCGAUUACAGAAUCUCGAACUGGAUUAUCAUUGGUAGCACGCUGGGAGGACUCUUAUUGUUAGCCCUGCUCAGUCUCGCUCUAUGGAAGAUGGGCUUCUUCCGGAGACAGAAGCGGAGGGACGAGGACGAGCAGGAGCCCAACGGGAAAGUGGCCGGAGAACGGUAACGCAGGCCGUGGGCCCCCCCCAUCUCCCACCCCCCCGCCAGCAGGCUACCACCUUUCAACAGGGGACCCGACCACUCAGGGACAAACCCACCUACCCCCUACACCACCACCACCACCCCGACACCACAGUGGGCCCUGCAUCGACGGCUCCCGCGUGACCGCUGAAAACAAGGCUUCUUCAGUGCACCGGAUCUGUCCCCAUGCCACGACCCCUGACCUCCAACCCCCCCGCCCCCUCAGAGUCAGCACUGUCACACUCACUUAGCGUCCCUGCACUGUUGCGACACGAGGGCCUUCUUCGUCCGUGUAUUCACCGCCUGCCGUGUCGCACCUCCACAGAUCUUUGAGCUCUCGUUUUUUCUUAGCUUUUGAUUUAUUAUUCCUCCGUCCGUUUUAAAAAGGGGGGAAUAGAGCGAGCUUUUGUAUGAUCUGUCCCAAGAGUUCCCGAAAACCACAAUGUGCCCUCGAGGCAAGCGCGUUAGCCAAUCACUCUUUUAUCUCUUCCUGAUGUGUAUUUAUUUAACUCUUAUGGUAAAAAUUCUGAAACACGUGAAAAACCUCAGGGGUGAUUUGCCCACCCGAAAAAGCGUCCACAAAUGUAAAGUUACUAUACUGUAUAUUGAAUUCGAUGUUUGAAAGAUUUUUAUCCGCAACAUGUUCAGCUCACUUGCGUAAUAAUUUAUGAGAAGGCAAAACUGAACUAACGUCGCCAGAGUACGAAGAAGAUUCAUAGUAUUUAACUUGGAGACGGUUCUCGAUCUUUUUUUUUUUUAUCCUCCAGCGAAGAAUCUUCUUAAACCUGCAUCCGCUGUUAAGAGUUCACUUCUUUGAAUAUUUUCAUCCUGGAAAACAUUAAACAUUUGAUGCACUUUUGUACAAAGUUAACUUGAAUUUUGUAAAUAGUCAAGUACCUUUUUAUACCCUUUCAAGUAUUAUGGUGGUUUUUGAAGUAUUUUCCACAUGGUUUAUGGCAUUACUUUAUAAGCCGCGAGGCUUUGUGUCACUGACCCGGUUUAUGAGACGUUGCAUGCCUUUUUAACAUGCACUGCAUCAGAGCAAAAGGAUGUACAGAAAGAUGUCAGCGAUUAUCACGAGGAACUGGAACUCGAUCACGAUCCGAUGCCGUGAAGACGAGUCCAGUCAAAGAACAAUGAUCACGGUAUGUCAGCACCCUCCUGGUGUCAGCACCCUCCUGGUGUCAGCACCCUCCUGGUGGUACCGACGAAUGUCAGUUUGUCCUGUUUGAUGACGUGUGAAGAAGCUGUAACAUUCCUACAAAUAAAACAGCGUAUAUGUCUUCGUACUGAA
This is a messenger RNA of Pseudoliparis swirei, 4908 nucleotides long. RefSeq names its product integrin, alpha 11a (gene itga11a). The transcript has 30 exons. NCBI's taxonomy places the organism in Eukaryota, Metazoa, Chordata, Actinopteri, Perciformes, Liparidae. Gene Ontology annotation, molecular function: integrin binding. The record is from RefSeq and is a predicted model, not a curated record. Gene Ontology annotation, biological process: cell-matrix adhesion; integrin-mediated signaling pathway; cell adhesion mediated by integrin. Bases 1 to 3600 code for a protein of 1199 amino acids. Gene Ontology annotation, cellular component: integrin complex; external side of plasma membrane.